Messenger RNA from Seminavis robusta, 2780 nucleotides. Lineage: Eukaryota; Bacillariophyta; Bacillariophyceae; Naviculales; Naviculaceae. The record is from the annotation of a GenBank genome assembly.
AACUUUUAUGCCAAUGACAACCGCUCUCUUGUUUCUGUCACUUCUUUCUUUCUCCCCAGUACAUAUAUUUUGCCCACUUCUUCGUCCACUUGAUUGUUUGUGACAAUGGACUUUGACGAGACGAGACUGUACUACUCUCACCAGCAGCUACAACAGCCAGCAGCGGAGGGGAAUGAUAAUAAUGAAGACGCCAAUGAUGCUGCCUUGCGUGUGGCAGUGAAUGGGGGGGGGGAUGAAGACACGGCCGUGGACCUUGCCGCCGCCAGACGCCAUUUUCGCGAGUUUUUGAGGAACUAUCAAGUGGGUGCUCGCUUUUGGUACCGCGAAAAGCUGCUCCGCAUGCACCGUCGAUUGGGAAAUCACAUCAACAAGGGUGCCGUGAACAAUAAUGCCAAGCUUCAGGUGGAUCUCUCCCAUUUGGAGGAAUACGAUCCUGCCUUGUUGGGCUUUUUAAUGAACCAGCCAGCCGUCAUGCUACCUCCUUUGGAACAGGCUGCUUCCGAUGCUCUUCAGUCGCUUCUCUACGACAUGAACAAGGCUAGUGAUGGUACCAACAACAACCACAGUCAAGACGAUGAGGAGGAUGAAAUCAUGGGCACUCAGGCCACUGAGAAUAAUAACGACAAUACAAACAACAACAACAAUAAUACCCCCGAGUUGACGGAUGAGGUCCUUUUUCGCAUCCAAAUUCUACUUCAGGGGAAACUAAAGCUAACGCCACUGCGACAAAUCAAGAGUGAACACAUGCACCGUCUCUUGAAAUGUCCCGGAAUCAUCAUUUCCACGUCCCCCGUCAAAUCCAGAGCCGUCCAGUUGGCCGUUCGCUGUGCUACCUGUGGCCACGAACGUGCGCUCAGCGCCCUUAACGAAGGCCCCUGGGCUUCCAUUUCCAUGCCGGUCCGAUGCCCCAACAACAAUGCCGCGGCGGCGGCCGAUAAUCCCAAUGAAGGGGCCGCCGGAAAUGCUCCUCAAUGCGGUAUCUUUCCCUAUGCGGUAGUACCGGAUGACUCGCAAUUUGUGGAUCAACAAACCCUCAAACUCCAAGAAACACCCGAAAAGGUUCCUACGGGAGAAAUGCCCCGCAGUGUCUUGUUGGCGGUCGAUCGAGCCUUGGUGGAUACGGCACCUCCUGGAACCCGUGUCGCGGUCCUGUGCAUUCCCACUUUGUUGCACGGAGCAUCCGAUGGUUCCGGCAAGGAAGCCCCCAAAACGGUCUAUCUGCGCGUGGUGGGAAUGGCCAAGGACGACAGUGCGCACGGCAAUGCCGGCAGUGUCACGGUCACACCGGCCGAAGAAGAAGCCUUUGUCGCAUUGUCGCGCAAUCCCAAUGUCUAUGACAUUCUCAGUCGCAGCAUGGCUCCCAGUCUGCGUGGCAGUUACACGGUGGAUAUCAAAAAGGCUCUUAUUUGUCAACUCUUUUCGGGGAGUCGCAAACGACUUCAGGAUGGUGUCCAACUUCGUGGAGACAUUAACGUGUUGCUGUUGGGAGAUCCCUCCACGGCCAAAUCGCAAUUCCUCAAGUUUGCAUCCCAAGUGGCACCCGUGGGAAUCUACACGUCCGGAAAAGGAUCCAGUGCGGCUGGUUUGACCGCUUCGGUCGUGCGCAAUGCCAAGGGAGAGUUCUAUCUGGAAGGAGGUGCCAUGGUGUUGGCCGAUGGUGGCAUUGUGUGUAUCGAUGAGUUUGACAAAAUGAGACCCGCCGACCGCGUUGCUAUUCACGAAGCCAUGGAACAGCAGACCAUUAGUAUCGCCAAGGCGGGUAUUACCACGGUUCUCAACAGUCGCAGCAGUGUCUUGGCCGCGGCAAAUCCUGUCUUUGGGCGCUACGAUGAUUUCAAGAGCGCCUCGGAGAACAUUGAUCUCAUGACGACUAUUUUGAGUCGUUUUGACUUGAUCUUUUUAGUGCGCGAUAUCCGAGAAGAAGAGCGUGAUCGUAUGAUUUGUCAGCAUGUCAUGGGAGUUCAUAUCAACAGUACCGGCUCUAGUGGCGGCGGAUUCCUUGGUACGAGUUCGUCGGCGGCCAAUACGAAUCCCUUUGCGGCGGCUAUCGGCAUGGCAGGGGAUGACACUUCGAACCGAGCCGGCUCCUCGUCCACAACCGAAGAUUCCUCGGACGCCAUUGCCGACAAUGUGAUGCAGGUGGCCACGACGGGCGAAGGAGAACUUUCGGUCCAAGCCAUGAAAAAGUACAUUCAAUACUGCAAAUCUCGUUGCGCUCCCCGUCUGACGGAAGAAGCGGGGGAAGUCUUGGCCAGCAACUAUGUCAAGAUUCGCGACAAUGUGCGCAAACAAGGCAUUGCCAACAGUAGCAAUGGUCACGACUUUACGCAAUCUACCAUUCCCAUUACAGUCCGUCAAUUGGAAGCUUUGGUGCGCGUUUCGGAAUCGUUGGCCAAGAUGCGGUUGGAUCCGGAUGUGCGAGCAGAAGAUGUGGCGGAAGCGCUGCGAUUGUUUCAAGUGUCGACCAUGACGGCGAAUGCGGUGGACGAGAACAAUAGUACGAGUUCCUUGAUGGGUGCUAGUCAGCAAGAAAUGAAUCGUACGGAAGAGUACUUGCGUGCUCGCAUGCAUUUGGGCAGUGUGGUGAAUCGUCGUCGACUCAUGGAAGAAGCCGCCGGGCAGGGUCACAAUGCGAUUGUGUUGGCCCGAUGUUUUCAAGUGAUGAUUCAAAAAGGGGAAGUCACUGAACGAAAUCAAGGGCGUCUGCUCAAACGAGUCAAGUAGAUACAGAAUCUAUCUCGCCAUGGUAAUAGGACUGCUUAAGUUAUGCUAGAUGUAUG